CACAAGUUUGCCUUUUUCGUGCAUCUAAUCUUCAAUAGAAGAAGAAGAGUCGCCGUUGAUUCUAAACGCCCAAACGACUCACCUUUAACCCUUUUACCUAGACACGAUCAAGAAUAAUCCUUGCCGUGUCCGACUUAAAAAAGUUGAAAGGUUUCCCCUUCAAAUCAUCUCAAUCUCCUUCAAAAUCCUGAGCCAUUCCAAAAAUAUUCUCUUGUUUCACUCUUCUUCAACAAGAAAGUUUAGAGCUUUAAGGGAUUUGAUUGGUCAGAGAAUCAUAAGAUGGCGAAUGAUGCGGCUGCAUGUGCAGAGAGAGCUACUAACGAUAAGUUGAUUGGUCCUGACUGGGCUAUUAACAUUGAACUGUGUGAUAUCAUCAACAUGAACCCUAGUCAAGGGAAAGGAGCAGUGAAGGUGCUGAAGAAACGGUUAGGAAGUAAAAACUCUAAAGUCCAGAUUCUUGCACUUUAUGCGUUGGAGACUUUAAGUAAGAAUUGUGGAGAGAAUGUUUGCAAGCUUAUUAUAGAACGUAAUAUUUUGACUGAUAUGGUCAAAAUAGUGAAGAAGAAGCCGGACUUGAAUGUGAGGGAGAAGAUACUAAGUUUGUUAGAUACAUGGCAAGAAGCUUUUGGUGGACGUGGUGGUCAAUAUCCUCAAUACUACAAUGCGUAUAAUGAACUCAGGAUUGCUGGAAUUGAGUUUCCACCAAGAACGGAAAGUAGUCUAUCUUUCUUUACUCCACCUCAGACUCAGCCUAUUCCAUUAGAUGAAGAUGCUGCUAUUGAGGCGUCGUUGCAAGAAGAUGAUGCUUCUAGCCUCAGUAAGGAAGAGAUUCAAAGUGCUGAGGGAUCAGUUGAUGUUUUGAUGGACAUUCUUGGAGCACUUGAUCCCACAAAUCCCGAUGGUUUGAAAGAAGAGCUUAUAGUUGACUUAGUGGAGCAAUGUCGUACUUAUCAAAAACGUGUAAUGACUCUUGUCAACACUACAACAGACGAGGAGCUUCUAUGCCAGGGAUUAGCAUUGAACGAUAACUUGCAGCGUGUUCUUCAGCGUCACGAUGAUAUUGCCUCUGUUCCUUCAAAUGGAAGCAGCACUACAACAACUCCUUCUCCAACUCAGCUAGUCAACAUCAAUCAUGAUGAUGAUGAUGACGACGAUGACGAUGAAUCAGAUGAUGAUUUUGCUCAGCUAGCUCACAGGUCUAAGAGAGAUUCCAGCCAGAUUCUUCCUCCUCCUCCACCACCUCCAUUGAGACCUGUGGAUGGUACUACUGAGUCAAGUACGGUGGAUUUCCUUAGUGGUGAUGUCUAUAAAACUCAAGCUUCCUCACAAGGAGUCAAGCGGCAGCCUUCUCCUCCUCUUCCUGCUCCUCCUACUGCUGCUGCUGUGCCGUCUUCUCCACUAAGAAAAUCUCCUGUGCAACCUCCUCCUGCUCCAUGGGAUACUGAGGUUAUAAGGAAUCUUCCACCUCCACCUUCAAGACACAACCAGAGGCAACAGUUCUUUGAGCAUCAUCAUCACUCGAGUAGCGGCUCUGAUUCCUCUUACGAUGGUCUUGUUGGACAGACCAGGAACCUCUCUAUGAAUAAUGAAACCAAGAAAGCAGAGGAUAUGCUUUUCAAAGACUUGGUUGAGUUUGCUAAAACUAGGUCAUCCAAACCCAAACAUUAGGUCACUUUGAGUCUUUUGCUUGUGUAACAAUCAUUGCUUUAACAAAUCAUUAUGAUAUUUGAGUGUGUGCCUUAUUGUCUAAUACAUGUGUGUUACAACUGAUGAUCACGUUCAAGAUACAUAUACAUUAUGCAACCCAAAGCCAAGAACUAACCAUUUUAUCUAUUUUUAUUUAGUCAUUU
Messenger RNA from Eruca vesicaria subsp. sativa (arugula), 1850 nucleotides. Lineage: Eukaryota; Viridiplantae; Streptophyta; Magnoliopsida; Brassicales; Brassicaceae. The record is from the annotation of a GenBank genome assembly.